Molecule: messenger RNA, 330 nt
Organism: Cylindrotheca closterium
Lineage: Eukaryota; Bacillariophyta; Bacillariophyceae; Bacillariales; Bacillariaceae
Source: the annotation of a GenBank genome assembly
AUGGAUCUAUCCAUCACUCGGCAAAUGGUAAUGGACCAAGCACAUCACAAGGAAAUCAUCGUAGCAAUGGCAGCCCUAGGAGAAGAAUUCUCGAUGAUAGCUGCGACCAGAGACGGAGAGCUCAAUAACAAAACCUACGAAAAGUGGUCCAAGCAACAGAUUGCAAAGACCCAAUUCCAAGCGCUAGAACAAGCACUCACGGCCACCUACGUCGGACUACAACAAGGAAUGGAGACGCCAAACCAACAACUGGCAAAGCUCAACAUGAUCCGAUACGAAGGAGGCACGAUGAUGUACGACAGCGUGGCUACUUUAUUCGGCAGAAUCUAG